This is a messenger RNA of Penicillium daleae, 2175 nucleotides long. RefSeq lists its product as uncharacterized. Bases 1 to 2175 code for a protein of 724 amino acids. The record is from RefSeq and is a predicted model, not a curated record. Gene Ontology annotation, molecular function: nucleic acid binding. The transcript has 5 exons. Lineage: Eukaryota; Fungi; Ascomycota; Eurotiomycetes; Eurotiales; Aspergillaceae.
AUGACCGAUACCACCGUCAGACUUCAUAUCUCUCCCCUUACCCCUGAUAUCCUCCCGGUCGUCCUACCACCCUCGCUCCGCCAGACCGCUACCGACAUUUCCUUCCAUACGAUUCCCACAUUUCCUGAAAACGGCUACGGCUACAUUACGCUGCCGAGCAUGGAUGCUGAAAAGAUCAAGAAGAAGCUCAAUGGCUCAAUUCUCAAGGGCCGGAAAUUCAAGGUCGAGGCUGCCCGUCCCUCGAAGAGGGAAUGGGACCCCGAGGAUGGAGAUGCCGGAGCUCGCUCAGAUGAACCGAAGAAGGAGAAAAAGAAGUCCAAGAAGCGAAAAUCAGAGGACAAAGAGGAUGAUGUGCUAGAGGGCUAUGAACUUCCUUCGGAUCGCAAGGUUAAGCGAGGUUGGACGGAGCCAUCCAAGAAAGACCGACGAAGGGCGGAGAAGAGCAAGAGCAAGGGCGAUAAAAAGGAAAAGCCCCAGGCCAAGUCUAAAUACACGGAAAAGGAGGAGUGCCUAUUCCGAGCGACAAUCCCUCCCAACCGCAAGUCCCUUGAAGCUGUCGACGAGAAGAAAGCCAAGAAAAACAAGAAAGGCUCGGAAAAUAUUGUGCACGAGUUCGCCAAAGCAACUACUUAUCCCAGCUUCCUCCGUGAAUCAGGCGAGGAUGCUCCCCCGACGACUGAAUUUGAAGAUGGGAAGGGUUGGGUGGAUGCUUCAGGCAAGGUGAAGGAGGUUGCCAGCGACAAGGCUCGCAAACAUGAUUACCAUCCUGGACAAAAGGCGGGUGCCAAGGUGAAGAAAUCAGAGGUCAAAAAUCUAGUGAAGAAGGAAAAGACCCCGGAGCCUUCGAGUGAAUCCGAAGAUUGGACGUCGUCCAGUGGUUCUUCAUCCGAUGAGAGCUCCGACUCGGAUAGCGAGGCGGAAAGCUCCUCUGAUAAAUCAUCCGACUCGUCUGACGAUGAAGCGAAUGAAAAGACAGUACCCACGAAAGAGACAAAAAACCCUGCUCCUGCUUCGGAGAAUGUUUCUCAUGAUUCCAGCUCAGAGUCAAGCUCGGACUCGGACUCGGAUUCAGACAUGGCUGAUGGGCCUGCUCAGGGGAAGGAAGAACCUUCUACCUCUACUCAGGAGGUUCAUCCUCUUGAAGCACUCUUCAAGAGACCAGCUCCUGAGUCUACCGAGGAAAGCGCUGCACCUACCCCCACAGCGGGCUUUAGUUUCUUUGGAGGCGACGACAUUGAGUCCGAGGAUGAACAGCAACCUGCAGAGCCUCAGACUCCCUUCACGCCGUUCACCAAGAAAGAUCUCCAGAUUCGAGGCUUGCGGAGUGCAGCACCCACACCCGACACUACCAUGGUGAACCGUCGCAUGAAUUGGACCGAGGCGGAUGAUAUGGAGGAUGACGAGAGGGAGCUUUCUAUCGAUACCCCUGUUUCAAAAUCCCGGGAGAAGGAAGGGCCCAGAGAAGAGACCGAGUUUGCGAAAUGGUUCUGGGAGAAUCGUGGCGAUAACAAUCGUGCCUGGAAGAAGAGGCGACGCGACGCAGCCAAGGAACAGAGACAGAGAGAGAACCGGAAGAAGGGCAUGAAGGGCAAGACACACGUGCUCCUGUUGCUCUUCACACUUCUAUCAAUACUCUCAUUUUCAACGGCUUCCACACCAACCUCCUUCUGCAAAUGCACCUGCUUCUCCAAUAGCACCAUCAUCCCCCUCGACCCCUCCAAAUCCAGCUCCGGCACCGACACCUCCAGCCUGAACCAUGUCUACAAUCAAUACGGACGCGCGUUCAACACCGGGCCUGAACCGGAACUAGACCUACAGUCUGAUCUACAGACAGAGCAAGAGACUGAAAAACAAACCGAUUCGGACUCCGAAUCCAAUCCGCCCGAUACAAUCACCGAGCGCACGCAGAAAUACCGCGCAUUGAGCUGCAACGAUUGCAAUCGCAAGUUCUGUUUGGACUAUGAGUUGCCCAUUUGCAAGGAUGCCAAGGAGGAGGAUGUUUUUACGACGUGUUUUCAGCGCGACUCCCGAAAGGACGAGGCGGUGGUAUUCAUCUUCAUUUUUGCGACUGGUGGCUUGCUCACGUGGGCUCUGCUCAAGCCCUGGAUUGAGCGGUAUAUCGAGGCUGCUCGAGAACGCCGAUCAUAUAUGCCCGUUGGGGAACCCGAACAUUAG